AUGGGAAGUGAUUGGGAAGGCCCUAAGCUACUUGGAGGAGUUCAGCUCCUAUCACAGACAGGAAAAGAUAGAGAGAGAGAGGCGGAGGUGAUUACCUGGAUGCGACCGCCGAGGGGUUGGGUGAAGGUGAAUGUAGAUGCCGCGGUGUUGAAGGGGGAGGGGACAGGACUGGGGAUGGUUAUGCGCGAUGAAAAUGGAGCUUUUCAGCGAGCAGCAGUACGAAGGGAGAGGAGAUGCUGGCCACCGGAAAUCGCCGAGAUUAAGGCGGUGGAAUUUGACCUAAAGCAGCUGGAAAGGAGUGGGGGUCGCCAGGCGGUGGUGGAAAUGGACUGUUAG
Messenger RNA from Linum trigynum, 336 nucleotides. The record is from the annotation of a GenBank genome assembly. Lineage: Eukaryota; Viridiplantae; Streptophyta; Magnoliopsida; Malpighiales; Linaceae.